AUGCGCCGUUAUCAGCCUCCCGCAGGCGUCCGGGACAAACAAAUUUCCCAACGUAACCAUUUUGACACGGUCACGUUGGAAUUUUUCUUCUUUGCAAUCGAUACUCUGUUGAUACACGAACGCUUUUUGUUACUCGAAUCGAGAAGUUUUAUAACCAAUAUAGAAGCCCUGGACGGCCAGAACAUUUACAACGGGUGCUGCACGCUGCGCAUUGACUACUCAAAGAUGACCUGCCUGAACGUCAAGUACAACAACGACAAGUCGCGGGACUACACCAACCCAACGCUGCCCUCUGGCGACGGCGACACCCACCAGCUGUUGACCAGUGAGUUGAUGUCACUGAGGGCUCGCAUCCUGGCCCACGCCUCCGGGAAGAGUGGUGGUGUUUUAGCGCCCCCGUUCCUUGGUCUUGGAUCAGGGUUAGCUUCGCCGUACGGUGUCGGGGUAGGCGGUGUUGGCCUGCCUGCAUUUGGAGCCCUAACCCUAACACCGGCCUCCCCCGCUCUCAGAGCUUUGGCUGCACCUCCAUUGCCGCUCGCAACCGUCCUACUCGUAUCCAACUUAAACGAAGAGAUGGUCACGCCUGACGCUCUCUUUACCCUUUUCGGCGUAUACGGUGAUGUGCAACGGGUGAAGAUCCUUUACAACAAAAAAGAUUCAGCUCUGAUUCAGAUGGCGGAACCGCACCAGGCCCAUCUAGCAAUGACUCAUAUGGACAAACUGCGCGUGUUUGGCAAAGCAAUGCGAGUGAUGCUCAGCAAACAUCAGACAGUCCAGCUGCCUAAGGAGGGGCAGCCAGAUGCUGGUCUUACACGUGAUUACUCACAAAGCCCCCUGCAUAGAUUCAAGAAACCGGGCAGCAAAAAUUAUCAGAAUAUCUACCCACCCAGCGCUACAUUGCAUCUAUCCAACAUUCCAGCGACCGUUUCGGAGGAUGACAUCAAAGACGCCUUCACUAAGCGUGGUUUCACGAUCAAGGCGUUUAAAUUCUUCCCGAAAGAUCGCAAGAUGGCGCUUGUCCAACUGCCCACUAUCGAUGACGCAGUUGCCGCGCUUAUCAAGAUGCACAACUACCAGCUCUCCGAGUCCAACCACCUUCGGGUCUCCUUUUCCAAGUCAAGUAUUUAA
Messenger RNA from Leptosia nina, 1128 nucleotides. Lineage: Eukaryota; Metazoa; Arthropoda; Insecta; Lepidoptera; Pieridae. The record is from the annotation of a GenBank genome assembly.